AUGUUAGCUCUCUACUCGACGGAGAUCGCUCGCAGAAGUACGUGGACUUGUCUCGCCUGCUCGGCGUUGGCCUUAGGACCUCAGCGUCCACCGAUAGCAAUAUCGCAAAGGCACGGCUCCCCACCAGUACACCAGAGAAAACACUCCUCCUCAAAGGCUUCCAAUCCUCCCAAACAUGACCUGAGAGCACUUGCAAAUGCCACAAAGGCUCCCGCGGAAGAUCAAGAAAGUGCAAAACAUUCGGAGCCACAACAAGCCGCCAAUUCCCGUACUCGGAAACGAAGGCUCAAAGGAGAUUCCAUAGAGCCACUUCUGAGAAGCAGCGGAAUCAAACAAGUAACCCUUCCCGCUGUCCCAUCGACACAGCAGAUACAGCCUCUCGACAUUCAGCUUGCCUCGUUCUUUUCCCAGCAUCGACCACUUUCUGUCCCUCAUAUCAUUCCACCCAUUGCAACAACAGAUGGCCUGUCAAAUCUCUUCAUUUCCGACACAUCUUCCAAUUCAAAGCAUGGAGAAGUCAUACAAACGCUCUCGUCGGCGGUCGAUACUCUUGAUCAAGCCGUAGCACAACAGGAAGAGUCAAGGGCACCUGAAGAUCUUGAUCUCGGUACCGCCAUUACUCAACUUCUGUCUUCGACUACUUCGGAGAGCAAUGUUGAGUCGCAGACCCAACAAAUCAACAUGUCAGAAUUAGCGAAGAAUUUCAGGCCUUUCAUGCCACCUCCGCCACCUGUACCUUACGCAGCGAUGCGAGAAGCAGCAAAAAAGACAGUCAAGGAGCAGAGAAGGCAGACACAGAAAACUGCAUGGAGUUCACAGUUGACCGUAUACGUAGAUGAACACCCGAGUGGUGCGCUGACGUUCAAACCCCACUUCACCCCACUUGUUCAGAUCCCAGUAACAUCCAAGUCUUUAUCGGCCCCAAAGUACGAGAAAGCAAAGGAAUACACGUCUCAACAGUUACCCGGUUCAUCAUCGCUGCCUCGGGCGUUCCUUAACCGGAUGCUAGACAGACAGGUUACAUAUGGAGACCGUGUUGAGCAAAAGUUUGGAUAUAGGACACCGACUUUGCAAGCGCUUAGUGUAAGAAGGCAAAGAAAGUUGAAAAUGAAGAAGCAUAAAUACAAGAAGGUGAUGAAACGGACGAGGAAUGUAAGGAAAAGGAUUGGCAAGGUUUGA
Messenger RNA from Bacidia gigantensis, 1179 nucleotides. RefSeq lists its product as uncharacterized. NCBI's taxonomy places the organism in Eukaryota, Fungi, Ascomycota, Lecanoromycetes, Lecanorales, Ramalinaceae. The transcript is spliced from 2 exons. Gene Ontology annotation, biological process: mRNA processing. Gene Ontology annotation, cellular component: mitochondrion. The coding region runs from base 1 to 1179 and encodes 392 amino acids. The record is from RefSeq and is a predicted model, not a curated record.